Fusarium sp. VM40 is the source of this 2235-nucleotide messenger RNA. The record is from the annotation of a GenBank genome assembly. Lineage: Eukaryota; Fungi; Ascomycota; Sordariomycetes; Hypocreales; Nectriaceae.
AUGUCGGGCUCACCUCCACCAUCACCAUCCUCCCACGCGACGGCCCACGCGUACGCGAGCAAUGGGCUCGAAAUGCUACAGGCUGCCAGCGAUGCGGCCCACGCCAUCACUCACCACAUCAGCAGUCCCACAGGUCUUUCGGCGUCACAGGCUUUACAGCAUGCCGCCGUAGCUGCUGCUGAGGUCGUUGGCCACCAGCAACAUCAGCAACACCAGCAGCACCAGCCUAUGGAUCAGUCUCCUCACGAUGUCCUCCCUCACGCGACCGAAAUGUCUACUCAGCUUAUGCCUGGAAAUGGAGCUGUAAUGCGUGAUCCUACGAUCAACCCGAAGUUGACUCGCCUUAGACGUGCAUGCGAUAUGUGCAGUAUGCGCAAGGUGAAAUGCGACGAUUCCAACAUGCCCUGCCGGCCAUGUCGAGAGCUUGGAGUGGACUGCACCUUCAACCGUGAAACGAAGCGUCGAGGACCACCCAACAAGCAUGCCGAAGCCGCGAAAGCUGCAAAGCGUACACGGGUAGACGUGCCACAAACAGCGACGACGGCUGCUGCAGCAGUCUUUGCGUCCCUUUCUCCCUCACCUCAGACAGCUGCCAAAACACUAAUGAACAUCUCAACUGAAGGUGUUCUUGAUGCCGAUGCCAUUGCACCCAUGCCAGUACUGGAACUCCUUGUCGACGACUUUUUCACCUACAUUCACCCACUUGCACCGUUUCCGCACGAGCCCACGUUCCGCCAGUCGUUUGCCAACCGUGAAGAUCGUACCAAGCCCGAGUUUCUUGGUUUGCUGGCUAGCAUGGUCUGUGCCCUUGUUGCAUCCUUUCCACGAAGUGCGAGAGAGCAUCUCAAGGCACAGCACAGCACCCAUCUCUUUCCUCGCGCUAUCGUCAUGGUUGAGAAAUGCCGUGAGAUUGCGCUGUUGACACGUGGGAGCAAGUGGCAACUCAAGCAGCCUAAAACUCUUGACGAUGCUGCAACCAGCUACUUCCUGGGAUUGGCCUCGGGAUACACUCACCAAUGGAACGCUUCGGGCCAGUUCAUGGCUGAGACCCUGACCCUCCUCCGCGAGCUGGGUUUCAAUCGACCCAAGCACCCAGGUGAUUUGCCGACAUUCGGUAAUGACAACUGCUCGCCAGAUCCUCUUCCAUUCAACCAUGUCAAAGACCAGAUUGGGAAGCGCAUCUUUUAUUGCUUGCUUCUCGGUGUGCGAUCCUUUUCGCAAUUGGGUGCAUCGUCUGCAGACAUGGUAAUUGCACCGUCGACGCCCAGUCUUCCAUACCCCUCAUACCCGGAAAAUGUUGACGACAUCUGCGUUAUUGCAAAUGAAGUCAUCCAUCAGCAGGAUGGAAGUGUGACGCUAUUGACAGGUUUCCGAUUCGCCAUUGAUAUCUACACGACAAUGAAUGGCAUUGUCAGUCUCGAGCUAGCUUAUGGUAUGAGCACUUUGCCUUGGGCAGAUCAACGGAUUCUGCUUCGCGAUGGCCUUAUUGCAGCAAAAAGCAUCACCGACAACCUGCCGCCGGAGCUUCAACUCGGGGACCAUGGAGUCGAAGCAAUGACAUUGGGUAGUUUCGACGAGUCGGGCAUGCAAUACGUACCUCCCGCCUGGCCCAAUAGCCAGCCUGCCCACGACCUGCGAAAUGUGAUUAAGAGUCAGCCCUCUCGGCGUCGAAAUUUGCAGUACGAGAUUCAGAAAGCCAAUAUCUUUGUCUCACAGCUUGCCACUCGUUCUUACUUCGUCGAGUUGUACUUUGAUCUGCGUGAUGUACAUUUCGCAGAGCAGCAACAGGACAACAACCCAAUCGAGGGUCAGUCGGAGGAGGAAAAGGCAGCUCAAGACGCUGACGAGAAGGAGAUUCACGACUUCAUGUCAGCAGAGCGCGAGCUCAUCGUUCAAAAUCUUCUUACAGUUUUGGGGUCAAUCUCACAGCGAAACAUGGAGCCAAACGGGGGAUCACUCAUCAACAAGAUUCGUCAGGUAGCGUCGACACUCCUCAACGAUGCACCUGAGCGCAAGGGACCUUUUGCUGUCAAAUCAGAGGAGGCCUUGUCGCAACUGAUCAAUAUUUUGGUCAAGUUGGAGAAGACCGGUGCCGGUAGCGGAGGAGGCAUGGAUGCACAAGACCCGUCACAGAUGACGUCUCAGGACGAGGAAGAGGAGCUGCGACAUUGGGCGGACCUUCGAGAUUACCAGCUACGGUUUGCGGCUCAUGGCGGAUGGGCUGGGAACUUGUGA